Molecule: messenger RNA, 771 nt
Organism: Kwoniella mangroviensis CBS 8507
Lineage: Eukaryota; Fungi; Basidiomycota; Tremellomycetes; Tremellales; Cryptococcaceae
Exons: 4
Coding region: 1-771 (256 amino acids)
Cellular component (GO): endoplasmic reticulum membrane; endoplasmic reticulum
Source: RefSeq, a predicted model, not a curated record
AUGUUCUCUCCCUCUGCAGAAGACGAUGUUCUCGUCUCCGCUUCUUUCCCCGAAACCAACCCAUUCGGACUCGUGGUGAAUGGUGAACAAAAUGGACUGUUACUCCAUCUAGUCAAUCAGGGUACCAAGAAUUACACCUUGGUUUCUGCUUCAGCAAGUUAUCACGAUGUCAAUAAUCACUGGGUUACUGUCAAAAACGCUUCCACACUCAAAUACAAUGUUCCCAUAGUUGCUGGAAGUAAUCUCAGUGCUCCUUAUCAAGUUUACAGCGAAUUCCGUCCUCAAGAACUCGGUCUAACAGUCUGGGUAAACCUCCAAGAAACUUCCGACGCCUCCAAAGGUCUACACCAGCUCACAGCAAUGAAUCAAACCGUCUCAGUAGUCGAACCAACUUCAUCAUGGUUCGAUCCAUCCCUCUUGUUCCUCUAUCUCAUCCUUUCCACUGCACUCCUAGGCGGUGCUUACGCAGUAUAUCAAACUUUCUUUUCUACCCCCGCAACGAAGAAAGGCGGUCAAAAGAAGAAGGUUAAAGCUGUUGUACCCGCUGAACAGAAGAGUGUUUAUCCCAAUGUCAAACCUUAUGAGGAAGAUUGGAUCCCUGAAUCUCACUUGAAGAAUAGACAAUCGAAAUUGAAGAAAAAGUCUACUACUGCUGGAGGAGCAAGUUCAGGAGACGAACUUUUGAGUGGAGGUGAGGUUACUAGUGGGAAUGAGGCUUCUGGAACGGAAGGGAAAGUAAGAUCAAGCAAAAAGAAGGGAAAGAAGAAUUAA